This is a messenger RNA of Arthroderma uncinatum, 711 nucleotides long. RefSeq lists its product as uncharacterized. The record is from RefSeq and is a predicted model, not a curated record. The transcript has a single exon. Lineage: Eukaryota; Fungi; Ascomycota; Eurotiomycetes; Onygenales; Arthrodermataceae. The coding region runs from base 1 to 711 and encodes 236 amino acids.
AUGUGUGCCAUCACAAAGGCCACCGAUCCGUGUGAAGCUGCCCACAUCAUCCCAUUCAGCUUCGGAUGUCAGCCACAAUGGGGCAUAAGCAUGUUUUGGAAGGCUCUACGUUGUUUUUGGACCCAGGAUCAGGUUGAAAAGUGGCGUCAGUUUCUUGAAGAGAACCCCGCCGAAGCAGUGCGCAAUAUGGUUCUCCUGGCCCCAAGCGUCCACCGAUACUGGGACCGGCAACUAUUUGCGUUAGAGCCAAUGCAUAUGUCGGACGAUAAGACAACUCUACACCUCAAGUUUCAUUGGCUUUGCCCUAGGCCUCCAGUUAUUUCUUUCCCCCCAGAUGGUCCGGUUAGUUAUCAGCCCCCUGAGAUGCCCGGAAAUCUAGAGUUUGGUGGCCGUACCACCAAGUACGCCCUAAAACCAAACCUACGACUCUAUAAUUGUGAGACAGACUGCCGCAUUUCGUCAGGAGAUGUUAUAACCCUCUGCACAGAUGACCCCGACCUACUUCCACUACCAGAAAUAGAACUUUUCCGCCUACAGUGGCUUCUGCACAGAAUCACUUCGCUUGCAGCAGCCGCGGGAUAUCUUGAAGAUGAUGAAGACUACGACGACUUUGCGUUUGAGCCAGCUGCUCUAGAGGACGAGUGUUCCAAAUUAUUUCCCCCUUCUCGCUUCUUCAUGGGAACCGAUGAUUCUUCGUCUUAUUAUCUAUAG